Molecule: messenger RNA, 462 nt
Organism: Peromyscus californicus insignis
Lineage: Eukaryota; Metazoa; Chordata; Mammalia; Rodentia; Cricetidae
Product: gametocyte-specific factor 1-like
Exons: 6
Coding region: 1-462 (153 amino acids)
Source: RefSeq, a predicted model, not a curated record
AUGGAGUUAGAAGCCAUAGAACUCUGUCCUUAUGAUCCAAACCACAGGAUACCAGCCAGCAGGUUACAGUACCAUCUGGCAUCAUGCAAAAAGAAAAAUCCAAAGAUAGCUAAAAAGAUGGCUAACUGCAAAUAUAAUGCUUGUCAUGUGGUCCCAAUCAAAAGGCUCAAGGAACAUGAGGCCAACUGUGUCAACAGAACUGCAGUUGAUGAUGAGCCACUUAAUCUUCUAAAGAUUACUUGUCCAAGUUUUGAAGGAAAUGAAAACUCCAAUGCUGGCAAUCAGAUUACUGACCCCGAUGUCUGGAAUGUGGAUCAUAUGCAUCAUUCUCCUUCAUUUGUUCUUGAGACUUUUGCUCCAAAAAUGCUGGUUUGUGAAAGUGACUCAAGAGAUCUACAAGAGGCUGUGACUGAUAAACAUCCUAACAGCUACAAGUCCUGGGGAAGAGGUCAGAAAAACUGA